Messenger RNA from Trichobilharzia szidati, 1210 nucleotides. NCBI's taxonomy places the organism in Eukaryota, Metazoa, Platyhelminthes, Trematoda, Strigeidida, Schistosomatidae. The record is from the annotation of a GenBank genome assembly.
AUGAUUGACAAAAUAGUCGAUGCAAUCCCUCAACUGACAGACGAUCUUCAUAAAGGUCAAAUGGGACGAAUUGCUAUUGUCGGUGGAUCAAAAGAAUAUACUGGAGCGCCUUAUUUCUCUGCUAUCAGUGCUCUUCAUUGUGGUGCUGAUUUAGUUCAUGUUGUCUGUUCUGCUGCAUCAGCCUCUGUUAUCAAAUCAUACAGUCCUGAUUUGAUUGUUCAUCCUGUUCUAGAUACAAAUUUAACUGAAGCAACAAAAUGUAUGGAUAAAGUGCAUGCGGUAACGUUUGGACCAGGUCUUGGUUUAACAGAGAACAUUGAAAAUACUAUCAAGUUAAUAGAUUACUGUAAAUCAGCUAAUAAACCUAUUGUUAUUGAUGCGGAUGCUUUAUACAUUAUAAACCAGAAUCCAUCACUUAUACAAGGUUAUAAUAAAACUAUUCUAACACCAAAUACUAUUGAAUUUUCGAGAUUAUACUAUUCUGUGUUUGCAUCCAGGCCAAAUAAUAUUAAUGACGCAACAGAAUAUCUUGCUAACAAACUUGGUGUAACUAUUGUCCAUAAGGGUUCUACAGAUGUUAUAUCUGAUGGUCAGGCAAGUAAGUUGAUUUGUUGUCAUUUUUAAGAAAUGACAAGUAACAAAUCGUAUUCUUUGUUACUGUUAAUCCCAGAUCCAUUUUAUACAUUUAUUAUAUUAUAGCUUGAUUCCACACAGUAUUUUGGUACAAGUAUGGAAUUUUCAGCAUGUGAUAUCGGUAGCCUAAAUUUGGCCGGUUGACCAUUGACAUCAGCUGUAUUAUGUACAGAACAAGGAUCACCGCGAAGAUGUGGUGGCCAAGGCGAUAUACUUUCUGGUACAAUGUCAGUAUUCAACAAUUGGUUUCAUCAGCUGAAAGAUGGAAACAAAAGUCUAGAGUUUACAGCUACUAUUGGAGUUGCCUUGGCGGCUUGUACGCUUACACGAAGGGCUUCACAGUUAGCCUUUAUGAAAUACGGUCGUUCUAUGAUAACUUCCCAGAUGUUACCAGAAAUUCAUACUGCUUUUGAACAAUUAUUUAAUAAAAAAUAAAACUAGUAGUUAUAAUAUGUUAUGUGUUUGGGUAGCAAUAUACUUUACCUCGAUUAAAAUAUUUUAUACUACUUGUUGCAAUCACAAUGACCUUAUUAUUAUGAUUAUCAUUAUGAAUGCUUUGAAUGUGUACAAUAAAAAA